Molecule: messenger RNA, 2918 nt
Organism: Beta vulgaris subsp. vulgaris (sugar beet)
Lineage: Eukaryota; Viridiplantae; Streptophyta; Magnoliopsida; Caryophyllales; Amaranthaceae
Product: beta-1,3-galactosyltransferase GALT1
Exons: 9
Coding region: 624-2570 (648 amino acids)
Cellular component (GO): Golgi membrane
Molecular function (GO): galactosyltransferase activity; carbohydrate binding
Source: RefSeq, a predicted model, not a curated record
CACUGUUACCUUAAAACCUACUCUCAACUGGUCAAAUAAAUAAUCUAGUUUCCAAAACUGAAAUUUUCUAUAGAAUUCUUUUUCUUUUUAAUUUUUUAUGUGUAGUACUACCAUGAAAGCGUAGACUUGAAGACCACUGUUCAAACCAAUUAAAGUCCCCCUUCGCUUCUCUCUCUCUCUCCUACAACUAUUUUGUCUUGUGAAGUGAUUCCAUUUUCAAGAUUCCACAUUUACGCCGGAGUUGUAAUUGAUACUUGACUAAUUCAUUUCAACUGGAAUAUCUGAAUCUGAGGCUCAGAUGAUAUGGGUUGAAACUGUUGAAUCCUCACUGAUGUUGUUCUAGAUGAAUUAAUCAGGUGCUCUGCUCUAUCAUUGUGGAAUUUGGUCUUACAUAUUCCAGUACAAAGAAAAUGCUAUCAAAUAAACAGUUAACGGUUACAUGAAUGCGUUCAAUGAUCUGGUACAUGUCUGCUUUGAAAGAUCGAUCUUCUUGCUUUAGCUGUAUGACAUCUUAUUGCUCCUGGCUUCAUGUGCUUUUCAGUUUGAGGUUGCAUGUUCCCAUUUAGGCUCAACUUUACCAAGGACUCAGAUUGACUCUAUUCGUUGGAGCUGAAUAGCUGAUAAUGAAGGAAAUGAAAAAAUGGUACGCAGGAGUAACCGUUGCCUCUAUCUUCAUGUUGCUGGUAUUGCGAUACACCAUCAUGCAAAACCCCCUAAGCCCUAGUUCCUUGACGGGCUCCUUGUCUUUUAAUACUACUAGUCCCUUUGAAUGGGUUAAUACUAAUCCUUUAGAAUGGAUAAGCUCUACUGGUACUCCUGAUGUUCAGAGUCCCCAGACUGCUAACCAAGUAAUUUCUGCGGAUAACCUGACCUCCAGUCUUUUUGUUUGGAGGAAUCUCACAAAAGAAGAGCGACAUUCUUUACUGACUUGGAACCAGCUAAAGCACUUGAUCAAUCAUUCUCAUGUUUUGCCAAAUGCAAUAGAAGCUACUAGAGAAGCUUCACAUGCAUGGAAUGGCCUUAUGACUGUUAUUGAAGAGGAAAAACUUCAUGUAAAUGAUAGUUCUAUUGUAAAACCGAAAGAGAAACAAUGUCCGCACUAUCUUAAAAGGAUGAAUGACUUUGAACUUAAUGAUAGUAAUUUUAGGUUAGGGGUCCCUUGUGGAUUGACUCAAGGCUCCUCUGUUACAAUCAUUGGUAUACCAAAUGGCCUUCUUGGUAACUUUCGGAUUGACUUAACUGGGGAACAGAUCCCCGGGGAGCCAGACCCACCUGUUAUACUGCACUAUAAUGUUAGGCUGCAUGGAGAUCAAAUAACAGAGGAUCCUGUUAUAGUUCAAAACACCUGGACUGCUGCGCAUGAUUGGGGUGAAGAGGAGCGUUGCCCACAUUCUGAGACGGACAGUAAUGAAAAAGUUGACGAGCUUGAUAAGUGCAAUGAUAUGGUGGGAAAGGAUGACAAUCAUACAUUAAAGGCGUUCUCGCGCGUAAAUGGUUCUAAAGGAUCUUCACAGAUUCAUGAUCGAUUCAAAAGAAGACGUUACUUCCCAUUUAGACAGAGCUAUCCGUUUGUUGCAACACUUAGGGUCGGGUCAGAGGGAAUACAGAUGACAGUUGAUGGGAAGCAUGUAACAUCAUUUGCUUAUCGUGAGACUUUGGAGCCAUGGCUUGUUAGUGAAGCUAGAAUAUCUGGAGAUUUGCAAUUGAUUUCAAUCCUUGCAAGUGGUCUACCCACAUCUGAGGAUGUGGAGCAUGUUCGUGAUCUGGAAAGUCUUAAGGCUGUUCCCAUUCCGCAUGGAAAGUCUUUAGAUCUAUUUAUUGGGGUUUUUUCUACUGCAAAUAACUUUAAGCGUCGAAUGGCUGUUCGGAGAACAUGGAUGCAGUAUCCAGCAGUGCGCUCUGGGUCAGUUGCAGUGCGCUUUUUUGUUGGUUUGCAUAAAAACCAAAGAGUAAAUGAAGAACUCUGGAGUGAAGCCCGCACUUAUGGUGAUGUGCAGUUGAUGCCAUUUGUUGAUUACUACAGCCUGAUUACAUGGAAGACUGUCGCCAUCUGUAUUUUUGGGACACACGUUGUUUCAGCCAAGUAUGUCAUGAAGACGGAUGAUGAUGCUUUGGUUCGUGUGGAUGAAGUAAUAGCUUCCUUGGACAGGAUAAAUGUCACUCGUGGAUUGCUUUAUGGGCUUAUUAACUUGGACUCACGACCUCAUCGCAGUCCUGACAGUAAAUGGUUUAUUACUAAUGAGGAAUGGCCUGAAGAAACUUACCCACCUUGGGCACACGGUCCUGGUUAUGUUGUGUCACACGACAUUGCAAAUUCUAUCUCCAAGAGACAUCAAAGUGGGCAACUGAAGAUGUUUAAAUUGGAGGAUGUAGCGAUGGGCAUUUGGAUUGCUGACUUGAAGAAAGAAGGGCUUGAAGUGAGGUAUGAGAACGAGAUGAGAGUCUACAACGAGGGAUGCAAGGAUGGUUACGUAGUUGCACACUAUCAAGGUCCGAGAGAUAUGAUUUGUUUAUGGCAAAAACUUCAAGAAACAAAACGCGCUUUUUGUUGUGGAGAUGGUAUGAGCUAAGAUUUUGAGAUAUGUAUGUCUGACAACCAACCAUUGGUUUUGCAUAGAUUUAGGUUUAGCCGUUUAGGUAGCAAAAUUCAUGAUACAUGUUUUUAGGAUUGCAUAUAUAGGAGGCAUUACCAUAUUCUUUUACCCCUUGUUCUAUGAGGGCGAGUAGUAGUUGCUUUCUAUGGGUUUCGCCAUAUUCCGGUUUGUAUCAUAUCAAGUGUAUGAGAGGGAGGAAUUACAUAUAUAUACUAUCUAAUUGUAUCCUUGUAUAGAAUUCGAAGAGGGUGUAAAAUAUGACUGUUAUAGAGUAGUAGUUAUAUGAAAUGGCGAAUACCCUUUUCUCAUAUUCUUUGUCCUGAA